AGAAAAUGGCCAUUUACGCACCUACUGGAACUAAUUUUCUCAAAAUUUCAAUGUUUGGCUUUGUUAUAUAAUUGAUUAAUUUUAAAUCAAAUAUAAAUUCCUGCCAAGUCGGGUGAAUCUUCAUUACUUUCGUGUCAGUUGAGCAAUUAACACAAUAUGGAAAAAACAACUGCAUUACUUGUCUUUUUGUGUAUCAUAUUCCCUUGUAAAGCUUUAGAAACAUGUGAUGACGAAGAUGACUAUGGAACAUACAAAUUUGAUUAUGGUGUCGAAGACCAUCACACCGGUGAUAUAAAAUCGCAUCACGAAGUACGACUUGGCAAGGAAGUGAGCGGUGUUUAUACUGUGCGUGAACCUGAUGGUACUAUCCGAGUGGUCAAGUACACUGCUGGACCUCAUAAAGGUUUUCAAGCCGAGGUCCAGAAAGUGAACCCUUCGGAUUUUCUUGGUACUUCCGGUACUUCUGGUAGUACUUUUGGGAGUUUCAGUGGUCUCUUGACUCAAACUACCUCCGGUAAUUCUGGCAGUACCUCUGGAGGUGGGCAAGGGUUGGAACUUUUGAGACAAAAUUUACUCCAAGGUACUUCUGGCAGUACCUUUGGAAGUUUUAGUGGUUCCUUGAGUCAAAGCACAUCGAGUAAUUCUGGUAGUACCAGUGGACAAGGAUUGGGUCUUUCGAGACAAAAUUCAUUGCAAGGGGCUGGUACCUCUGGUACUUCUGGUAGUACUUUUGGUGAAUUCAAUGGACAAGGACUGGGUUUUUUGGGUCUAAAUUUCUUGCAAGGAGGAGCUAGUGAACAAGCACCUGUCAUACUAGUACCUGUAGGUCCGAACCGGGACAAUAAUUGAAAAUGCCAUAAUUAUUUUUUAUGUAUUUGUUAAAAAUAAACUUUAACCUUA
Messenger RNA from Tribolium castaneum (red flour beetle), 900 nucleotides. RefSeq lists its product as uncharacterized. NCBI's taxonomy places the organism in Eukaryota, Metazoa, Arthropoda, Insecta, Coleoptera, Tenebrionidae. The record is from RefSeq and is a predicted model, not a curated record. The transcript is spliced from 3 exons. Gene Ontology annotation, cellular component: extracellular matrix. Bases 157 to 849 code for a protein of 230 amino acids.